Ruditapes philippinarum (Manila clam) is the source of this 4439-nucleotide messenger RNA. RefSeq names its product serine/threonine-protein kinase D1-like. The record is from RefSeq and is a predicted model, not a curated record. Bases 244 to 2877 code for a protein of 877 amino acids. Gene Ontology annotation, molecular function: protein serine/threonine kinase activity; ATP binding. NCBI's taxonomy places the organism in Eukaryota, Metazoa, Mollusca, Bivalvia, Venerida, Veneridae. Gene Ontology annotation, biological process: protein phosphorylation. The transcript is spliced from 21 exons.
UGCGGUUUGUGGCUGCGACUUCACCCCAGACAAAUUUUUUGCAUAAAUUUUGUGUUUUACGCCAAUUAAAAUGUUACAAUUACAUGAUCAUUCAAGUCAGUUGUUAAAAUGAAAUUUUUAAUCAUUGUAUGAUGCCAACCUGCUUAUUUUUCUGGAUAUUGUUAAGUUAAAAGGACAGAACCCGGAAACGAGUUUGAAAGUGGAUUAUUUUCACGAGGAGAUAUUUACUUGAGGACAUUUAAAAUGUCAGAACCAGAUUUGAUGCGAAGGAACUUUUCGUUCCAGAUGCAGAUUGGUUUGACUAGAGAACAAGUUAAUGUUGAGGGCGAACUAACACUUGCCAGUUUAAAGGAAAUUGCAUGUGCAUUUGUAGAUCGAAAGUACCCCGAGCAUGGUUUCUAUGGCAUCGCAGACAAGAUUUUAUUAUUUCGCCAUGAUUCAAGCAGCUCGAAUGUCUUACAGAUCCUCAACAAUGCCUGUGAAGUGAUUGACGGUUGCCUCGUGGAAGUAGUUCUCUCAGCGAAGGCAACAAUGGAGGAGUUACAGAUACGACCACAUCUGUUAUUUGUGCAUUCCUACAAGUCACCACACUUCUGUGAUUUUUGUGGAGAAAUGUUAUUUGGCCUUGUCAAGCAGGGAAUCAAAUGUGAAGGAUGUGGCCUAAAUUUCCACAAGAGAUGUGCCUUUAAAAUACCCAACAAUUGUUCGUAUGAUCGUCAGCGUCGAACGUCUACCAGCAGUAUUAGUAGUCUUUCAUUCUCACUGAAAGACAAACCAGAGCCCACAACACCCACUGAGAACUGUACCACCAUCUCUCUACCUCCUUCCCCCGGGCCAAGGAGCCCACGACACAUGGGCUCCCGACCAAUCAGCUUUGGUCUGUCAGACAGCAACCCAAGGAGAACAGAAUACAAGUACAGUACAUUGACUGUACCUGGUCAACCUAUUCUGGAGGGACGUAACAGCCGAUCAAAAUCAUGGAGUGGUCGGCCAAUCUGGCUGGAAAGAGAGUUUGCAAGUCGUAUCAAAGUGCCGCAUACGUUUAUAGUUCAUAACUAUACGCGACCCACUGUCUGUAUGUGGUGUAGAAAACUCUUGAAGGGACUUUUCCGGCAGGGCGUUCAGUGUAAAGAUUGCAAGUUUAACUGUCAUAAGAAGUGUGCUCCACAAGUGCCCAAGGACUGCGCAGGAGACCUGCCUAGUGGAGAAGUAUAUUUUGAGCAGAGCGACGCAUCAGAAGUGGAGAGUACGAAUGGGACCGAAGUUUCUGAAAUACAGGAGGACGAUAUGUUGCUUUUGGAAAAUGAUAACGAUAAUGAUGAUAGUGACAGGAAACCACCUCUUAGUCCCACCCAGAGUAGUAACAUACCCCUGAUGAGGAUUGUACAGUCUGUAAAACACACAAAACGUACUGGUUCUAAAGUUCUCAAGGAGGGAUGGAUGGUACAUUGUACUGAUAAGGACAGCCAGAGGAGAAGACAUUACUGGAAGCUGGACAGUAAGUCAGUGACAAUGUUUCAGAACGAAAAUUCAUCUAGAUACUACAAGGAAAUUGCAUUAAAUGCUAUCAUUGGAAUAGAAUCUUUCAAAAUGGACCCUAGUAAUGAGUUUCCUCGAGCGCCGCACGUGUUUGAGAUCCGCGUACAGAACAUGAUCUACUAUGUGGGUGAAGAUCCUUUCUAUGGUUCAGAGGAGGGUAGUCUUGUGGUCUCGACGGAGAGUGGUAAAGGGUUGGAGCAGGCACGACACUGGGAGCACGCUAUCAGACAGGCGCUGAUGCCGGUCACGCCAACGUCCAGCGUUAACCAGGGUACACAACCAAAAUAUGGCCAGGCUAACAACCCAGGUGCCCCUGAAGAACCACAUGACAUUAGUCAGUUAUACCAGAUAUUCCCAGAUGAUGUGCUCGGGUCUGGACAAUUUGGUAUUGUCUAUGGAGGUAAGCACCGGAAAACCAACAGUGAAGUUGCGAUCAAGGUCAUAGACAAGAUGAGAUUCCCGACCAAACAAGAAGCCCAACUUAAAAAUGAAGUCUCAAUUUUACAGAAUCUCCACCACCCCGGAGUUGUGAAUCUCGAGAAGAUGUUUGAAACACCAGAGAGGAUAUUUGUGGUAAUGGAGAAGUUGAAGGGUGAUAUGUUAGAGAUGAUAUUAUCUAGUCCUAGAGGUCGACUCAGUGAACGAGUCACCAAAUUCCUUGUCUCACAGAUUUUAGUGGCCUUAAAGCAUUUGCACUCCAAGCAUAUUGUACAUUGUGAUCUUAAACCAGAGAAUGUACUUCUCUCCUCAGAGACAGCAUUCCCGCAGGUAAAACUGUGUGAUUUUGGAUUUGCUAGAAUCAUUGGUGAAAAGUCUUUCAGGAGGUCUGUAGUAGGAACCCCAGCAUAUUUAGCACCAGAAGUAUUAAAAAGUAAAGGCUACAACCGUUCUCUAGAUAUGUGGUCAGUCGGUGUUGUUGUCUAUGUUAGUUUAAGUGGAACAUUCCCAUUUAACGAGGAUGAGGAGAUCAGCGACCAAAUACAGAACGCAACAUUCAUGUACCCACCUACACCAUGGAAGGAAAUUUCACAGGAAGCAAUUGAUUUGAUCAGUAAUUUGUUACAAGUGAAGAUGAGAAAGAGAUUCACUGUGGACAAAUCACUGUCACAUGUCUGGCUUCAGGAUUAUCAAACAUGGUGCGAUUUAAGAAAACUAGAACAGCUGGUCGGUCAGCGUUACCUUACUCACGACUCAGACGAUGAGCGCUGGGAGACGUUCAGGCGAGAAAAGAACUUGAAAGUUUGGCAAGACGUAGGCCAAAAAGGUGUGAAUGAAAAGUACAAUUUAAGCAAGUCUCGUGACCGUAACACGCCGAGUUCUGGUACCACGGUGUCAUGACAUAGUGUCGUGGUGAACGUUGUCCGUGAUUACUUGUGUUCUGUGCUAUCUCAUCUCAAAUCUCUCAGUUCGAUAUUGUGUUACUGCCGCAAACAAAAACCAACCUGCAUCGUAUUAUUAUUUGUUGUAUAUGUUUGUUUUUUCUUUACCGGGGAAUAUGCUCAUUUUUUUUAUAGAUUUAUAUAGCAGGUUAUUGAACUUCUCAGACAGUUUUCAUGACGCAAGUAACGAGCUACGCUACAAGAUUUUAUACUUGAAAUGAUGGGUUGGAAAAAAGGCAACUUUUAAUCAUGUACGUUAAUUAACAAGUACAGCUGAACAGAGAUCAUUGACAUUUUAAGCCGAGGUUUUCAGAGAUAUUUGAGAUAAUGAUGUAAAGAAUUUAGAUGUUGAAAUACAAUUUCUCUAUUUUUUUACGACAGCAAAAUUUUGUUCAAAACAGUAAAUACGAUAUAGGUAGUCUUGUUUAUAAUAUGUAUAAAAAUAGAUACUAUAUAGAGAAAUAGGGAUGGUUUGAACGGAGGAUAAAAAAACCAGAUGUUUUGUUUCUGUUUUAUAAAAGUUUAUUUAAAUAUUUGUAUAUUUUGGAUAUCUAAACAUACACUAUUGCAAGAAUUAUACAUGUAUGUAGUUUUAAUAUGUACCAGGAAGCAUUUAUGAAUGAAUUGAAUGAGAAUAUAUGUUGUUCUUUCGCAAGUCGUGUCGACCAAAAAAUCAAAAGUUAAUAUAUGCACUUUUCUUGUGUAUCCAUGACUUGUUAUGAUAUUGUUUUUUCUCUUUUGCAUGAAUUAUUUCAAAGAAACAUGUAUCAUUUAUAUAUUUUUAAAUGUAGUAAGUUAUUGUUUUAUGAAACCUUUAUAUUGAAAGGGAUUGCUUUUAAAUGUAUUUUUAGAUUUUAUAAUUACCUAAGGCUGUUUUAAAGCCGUAGGUCCAUGAAUGCAACAGCGAUUUAGUGUAUAUACAACAAAUUAUCUUAUCGGUGUGUUUUGUAAAUUUACCAGUGAGAUACAAAUCAUAUCACACUGUUUGAAACUUAGUGAAAUAUAGAAUUUUGGUUUCCCUUAUACUCUUGAAACUUAGUGAAAUAUAGAAUUUUGGUUCCCUUUAUACACUUUUGAGGGAAAGUGAAACUUAGAGAAAUAUAUGAUUUGGUUUCCCUUUUACACAUUGAAGGAGAGUAGAUCACACACAAAAAUGGAUCAAGAUUUUACAUAAUGUCAUAGUUAUGUGAAAUUAUGAUGUCAUUUGCCCACUGAUUUGGUAAUAUAUGAUCUGUUUUAAUGCAAAACUAAAGAAAACAUAGAAUGAUUAAAAAAAAAUUUCUUUGUUUUAGCAAGUAUGGAAUAAAGUUCAUCUUGAAGUGAGAUUUUUAAUAUUUUCACUUUGAGCCUAGAGCUGGUGAAAAUAUUAAAAAUUCCAUUGUAUAGCAAAAUUAAUUCUAUAUUCACUAAUUCAAGCAAAAUCCAUACCAAGGGGUCCAAUGUAAAAAUAGAUUUAAAAGACUGAUGUAACAAGUACUAAUGUGUACACCUUUAUUUCUCUGUCAUGCAUGUUAUAAAUAU